AUGGCCUGUCGGGGCUCUCGAGGCCCGCGGGUGUUUCUUCCCUUUCUUUACCCAUCGAUAUUUGGGCCUAAUGGAAGCCACAUCUCGCGCUUCAACCUGGCCGUCCAUGGCAGGCGACACGCAAGCACUGACCCCUCAGCACCAGCACAGGACGACAUUGAAUAUGCGACGACUCGUCUGAACCCCUCUCCCGACGACUACUCGAUGCCCAACUUUGCCGACAAGGCCAAACUGACUCUUCAUGCUGGACCCGGCGGACAUGGCUGUAUUUCAUUCUUGCGCGAGGCAUAUAUGGCGGACGGGCCUCCCAAUGGUGGUGAUGGAGGACACGGCGGGAGUAUCUACAUCCAAGCAGUGCACAGCGAAACAUCGCUACACAAGUUGGCGCGGAGAAAAUUUGCGCGCGCUGGGAGGGGCAAGAGUGGUCAGGGAAGCGCAAAAGGCGGUCAGCGUGGAGAGGACGUGAUUCUCAGCGUUCCAGUCGGCACCGUCGUUCGAGAGAUCUCCCGUGACGACCCAGAAGCUGUGGAGGAAUAUUUGACCAAGAAGCGCCGGAAAAGAAGGCGGGAGCCUGUUGCAGUGGAGAUGGAUGAGGAUGGAGAGCCGAUUGAAGACCCGGAUAGGAAGAAAUGGAUUCUGUAUCCCGGCAUGUCAUCUUCGGAACGCAAACGGGUUGAGCUACCUGAUCUGCCAAUUCGCGAUCGGCUUCUGAAACAACCAAAGGCACCUGUCUAUCUGGACCUCUCUCGACCGACACCUCGUCCCAUUCUCUUGGCAGCAGGAGGCCUUGGUGGACUUGGGAACCCACAUUUCGUGUCCAAGAACCUGCGCAAGCCCAUGUUUGCGACGCGGGGUGAGAAUGCCAUGACGAUGGAAAUCGAGAUGGAACUCAAGUUAUUGGCAGAUGUCGGCUUGGUAGGAUUGCCAAACGCCGGAAAGAGCACUCUCUUGCGCGCCGUCACCAACAGUCGCGCUCGCGUGGGGAACUGGGCUUUCACGACGCUUCAGCCAAACAUCGGCACAGUUGUCCUCGAUAACAACAAGGGUCGACCGGUGGUGAAAAGUUUCAAAGUAACUGCAGAAGACGUAUCGGACGACCCUUGGGCCGAACCUGCCGAACCGGAACUUCAACAGCGAACCAAGUUCACCAUCGCCGAUAUUCCCGGGUUAAUUGAGGGAGCUCACUUGGACAGGGGACUUGGAAUUGCUUUCCUGCGUCAUGUUGAGCGGGCUGGCGUGCUUGCGUUUGUCAUCGAUCUUGGAAAUGGCAACGCAGUCGAAGCACUCAAGGCCUUGUGGCUCGAGGUUGGCUUAUAUGCACAGAUGAGGGAGGAAGAGGAACAGCAACGGGAGCGCGAGGCCGCCAUUGACUGGAGCGCGUCGGCCGGAGAGACUAUGCAAAGCGACUUCUGGACAAGUUCUGGUGUCGCCAAGACAACCACUGCCGGCGCUGGUCUUCACAUCGCAGGCAAGCCAUGGUUUGUGGUGGCCACCAAAGGCGACCUGCCAGGUGCGCAGGAAAACUUUGCCGAACUGAGAGACUAUCUUGCCGCUGUCACUCGCGGCGAUGAGCCUCACCCCAGUGGUGUUGAGGGAGCGUGGAUCAAGGACUGCGCUGCCAUUCCCGUCAGCGCCAUCAACGGCCACGGUGUAGACAGGGUUAUCCAUUGGACAGUUGGUUUGCUCGAUGGGUGA
Molecule: messenger RNA, 1695 nt
Organism: Podospora anserina S mat+
Lineage: Eukaryota; Fungi; Ascomycota; Sordariomycetes; Sordariales; Podosporaceae
Exons: 1
Coding region: 1-1695 (564 amino acids)
Cellular component (GO): mitochondrion
Molecular function (GO): GTP binding; GTPase activity
Source: RefSeq, a predicted model, not a curated record